This is a messenger RNA of Ornithorhynchus anatinus (platypus), 1301 nucleotides long. RefSeq names its product natural killer cells antigen CD94-like. The record is from RefSeq and is a predicted model, not a curated record. The transcript has 6 exons. NCBI's taxonomy places the organism in Eukaryota, Metazoa, Chordata, Mammalia, Monotremata, Ornithorhynchidae. Bases 62 to 793 code for a protein of 243 amino acids.
UCAAACCAAUUCGAGUGUGAGAGCUUCCUGUGUGUUCCAUCCGGAGUUUUGUGCAGUGAAGAUGUGUUCCACCCUCAGCUCUUUCCGAAAAACUGCCACGGAGGAUCCAAACCUGCAGUGUCUCAUUGAGUUUCUCCCUGGGGGAUGGAGAGCUGGUUGGAUUCCUCAUCAUCUCAUCUAUCCUGCCUCCUCAGCCAAAAAAACUGGAAAAGCCCAUUUUGGAGCAGAGAUGAGUGAGCGGAAUGUAACCUAUGUUGAAGCGACACCAUCUCAGGAGUCGAAGAUUAGACAUAUACAUGUGAGAAAAGAAGCUUCCAUAUUUAUUUCCUGGAGGCUCCUUGCUAGGAUUCUGGGUGUCCUGGGCCUGCUGCUCUUGGCAUCCGUGCUAGCAAUGGGGGUCCUCAUGGCAAAACGAUGCCACUCUGGCUCCUGCCCCGCAAAGUGGAUCUGGAACAGCGGGAACUGUUAUUACAUUUCUACAAAAAUAAAGACCUGGCCAGAGAGUCAAACUGCCUGCAGAAGUAUGAAUUCCAGUCUCCUGAAGCUAGAAAACCGAGAGGAGUUGCAAGAUUUUCUGAAACUUCUGAAGUUUUAUUACUGGAUUGGACUGUCUCAGAAUGGCUCUGAUGGACGCUGGCUGUGGGAGGAUGGAUCCGGUCUCUCCUAUGACCUGUUAUCUGUGCAAGACCAUUUCUCUAGGGGAAGCUGUGUACAUUAUGGAUUUUCUGAUCAAUUUUCAUCUCAAGACUGUUACCAUUCAACAGCAUAUAUUUGUAAACAAAGAGCAAUAUAGGUUUUAAAAAAUGCUCUAUCAACUAGAAAUUCUGUUAUUUAACAUUUUCACUUAAGAGAAUUUCUAGUGUGCCCCCAAAUACCACUGGUUGUCUCAUAGAAUGUAUAUUGUGCAGCAUAGUAUGCAGUUCAGGGAAUAAUUGUUUUAAAGACAUGAGAGAAAGAGAAGUAAGCAAAGAGGAACAAUCAAAUUAAUCUCUCAAACUACCCACAAUUUAGGGUUAUCUCUAGCUAGUGAGAGCAUCUUCUGAAUGACUGUCAAUUAUUCAUAAAUAAUUUAUGUAAAUUAUCAUGUCAAUAUCAUUAAAAUAAACAGAAAAAUGGAAACUUACUUUAUAAUUUGUACUUUGAAAAUAAAAUCGAGUGCAUUCAUAAAUUUAUAACUAAGAACAAAAAAGACUGAAAAUAUUUCCACAGAUGUGGGUCAGAUUAGCAACUUGAAGUCAUGUCAGUCAAGAGAAGCAGUGUAGUCUAAUCAGAAGAACACAGGCCUGAGCCAGAGUUCCUGG